This is a messenger RNA of Archocentrus centrarchus (flier cichlid), 3270 nucleotides long. RefSeq names its product protein zyg-11 homolog. Lineage: Eukaryota; Metazoa; Chordata; Actinopteri; Cichliformes; Cichlidae. The coding region runs from base 195 to 2438 and encodes 747 amino acids. The record is from RefSeq and is a predicted model, not a curated record. The transcript is spliced from 14 exons. Gene Ontology annotation, cellular component: Cul2-RING ubiquitin ligase complex.
ACAGUGACAGUUGACACUUAAGGUUGACGUCCGACGAUAAACUUUAGCAGCUUUAAUCAAAACAGAGAAACAUUUGAUUAUUCGCAGUUCGUUUAAACGGAAGAAUCUGAUACAUAAUCAUAGUAAUAAUGAUUUAAAAAGUAGCUGAACGACGUACUUCUGUUACUUUUUAUUUUUCCUGUGGACUUUCAGGCAUGGAUGCUGAGGGCCCCUCGACGCUUUGUGACCUCUGCUUGGCUCAGGUGUGUCGGAGCUUGAACUCUCUGUGCAGCAUGCGAGCAGACGGCUCCAUGAGCCUCAUCUGGGCCCCGCUCUUCCCGCAGGAGAUGGCUGACCAGCUACUGAAUCACAUGGCAGCUAAAGAGAUACUGAAUGACACAAGUGUUGGGAUUUUCCGAAACUGCAAAGAACUUCGCCUGCGCCGAGCCUCUAUCCAGAGCUGUCGGGUGUCUGCAGAAGCUUUCCGCUUGGCCCUCUGCCCUCACCGGCUCCUGGAGCUAGAUGCCUCCUGGGUCGUUGGGGGUCUAACUGGGGCUGACGUUGUCUCAGGUUUGGCCUCCAACGCAGAGUGCAGAUCCAGCCUGCAGAGGUUGUCCCUCAGUGGUUUACGUCUGGACUGGGAGUCUCUGGAGGCAAAUGGUGGGGUCCGUGUUGGCUUCAGCUCCUUGCGGGGCCUUAGAACACUAAACCUUGCCAACACAGACCUAAAUGAUGCUAUCCUUGAGGAUAUCUGCACUCUACCUCACCUGGAGUCUCUGGAUAUUUCUUGCAGUGCUAUUUCAAACUUUACUGCCCUUCUCACGUGCAAAAACACUCUGAGAUCUUUAAUUGCCCACAGACUGCGGCAGCUGGAUAUGUCCCCUGCUCAGUUGCUCUCUGUCUUUAGCCAUCUUCAUGCUCUCAAGCAUCUGGACUUUUCAGGUGACCAUUUAGCUGUGGACAGUGAUGGAAGAGAUGGAGAUGAGACAGCACGGCAGCUUCUGGAGGGGAGUCCCCAGGUCCUCCCUUUAUUAGUUUCUUUAGAUAUCUCUGGGCGGAAGAGAAUCAGUGAAGCUGCACUCAGAACCUUUGUGGAGUCCAGAAGUGGACUGGUCUUCUUGGGCCUGCUAGCCACUGGUGUUAGCUCCUGUGACUUCCUUUCUACACAGAAAAACCUAAAAGUAACAGGAGAGGCUGAUGAGAACCAGGUGUGUGAGGCACUCAGAAGGUACAGAGACCGUGAGUGUUUCAUACGAGUGGCCCUCACCCAUCUCUACAGUCUAACCAUCGAUACUGACAAACCACAGCCAGAUGUGCUGAAGCUGGUGGUGAGUGGGAUGCAGAGCCACCCCACCUCCCUGCAUGUCCACCUGGUGGCCACAGCGUGUGUGUUCAACCUGACCACUCAGGACCUGGCAGAGGCCAUGCCCAUCAGCUUGCUCAGCUCCACUGUCACCCAACUUUUGCACACCAUGAAGAAAUUCCCCAACCACCAGCAGGUGCAAAAGAACUGUCUGCUGGCCCUCUGCAGCGACUACAUCCUUCAGGAGGUUCCUUUUGACAAGUAUUUAGCAGCAAUGCUGGUGAUUGACUGGCUGAGCAGCCACGAGGAUCCGACCCUACAGAGGAUGGCUGUGGCUGUCAUCUCCAUUCUGGUGGCCAAGUUGUCCACAGAGGAGAUGGCACAGUUCAGCAAGGAUAUCUUUAUAAUGAAGCAGCUGCUGGCUAUUGUGCAGCAGAAAGCCAUGGUUGGAGUGGUCGACUCCACUCUGAAGUUUGCCCUGAGUGCUCUGUGGAACCUGACGGAUGAGAUGCCAGUAGCAGCACGCAAUUUCAUAGAGUGCCAGGGAUUGGAGCUGUACGAGGAGGUUCUGGAGUCCUACUGCACUGAACCUUCUAUUCAGCACAAAGUUCUUGGCCUCCUGAACAACAUUGCUGAGGUGGAGGAGCUGCAGGCUGAUCUGAUGGAGGAGGACCUUUUGGAGCACAUCCUCAGUCUCCUGCAGGACCCCCAGGUGGAUGUCGAGGUUCGUUACUUCGCAGGGGGGAUACUGGCGCACCUUGCCUCCAGACCAGAGGCCUGGACCCUGGAGGAUGAGCUCCGCAGCACUGUACUGAAGCAGCUGCAUGACUCCAUAAUGACGUGGACCCAUCUCGAGAGAGAAAUGGUGUCUUACAGGUCGUUCCGUCCAUUUUGCCCUCUGCUUCAGCCUUGUCAGCCCACGGGUGUGCAGCUGUGGGCAGUCUGGGCCAUACAUCUGGUCUGCACUCAAAACACUUCACACUACAGCAGCAUGCUGGAGAAGGAAGGCCUGACUGAACUUCUGAAAGCUUUGGCUGCACAUCCCAGCACACACAGUGACAUUAAAGGACUAGCAGGCAGCAUCUUGAGUAUGGUAGAGCGACAUCAGAUUCAUGCGGGAGCAUUCAACAAUCAGACAGCACCUCAAAGCUCUUGACAGAAGUUUAAAAAAAAAAAGGAUUUUAUUUGAUUUUCUAUCUUUGAGCUGUGUCUGAAAUAUGCUAGAUAUAUGGUUGCACAUAAAGCAGAUGCAGUAUUAAGGUGCAGAGACUUGAUGCUAACCCUCUAUAUUAAUGUUUAAUCAAAUAAACUACAUAGUGCAUAUAUAUAUAUAUAUAAUAUAUAUAAUAUGGAGAGUAUAACUGCUUAAUGUGAAAAGUUAUUUGUGUUAUCUGUGUUUUAAAUUGUUGACAUAUAUUGAGUUGUUGUUUACAGAAAGUAGUAAAUGCUCUACUUAAUAUCUGCACUGUUUUCAGUCAAAAUUGAUACCGGAUUUAACAGCAUAUAAUAAUCUUGAUAAAAUAAACUGUAACUAAAGACUGAAGAUUGACUAAAAGUUUUGAUUCCCAAACCUGUCACUGGGGGGUGCUUUAGUACUGUAGUUUAGGGGCUGUUUUGGCCUUAAGAUGGAUUUGUGUAAAAUAUUUAGGCAUUAGAUGUAUGGAUUCCAGGUCAUAUGUAAUGAGUGUCUAGAUACCAGGAGUCUAAAUCUGCUGUUUUUCUGUCCUCUCCCUGUGUUUCUUCUCACUCUCACUUGCUCCCUCUCCAUGUCUCUUUCUCUUCCUCCCUGCUAUCCUCGAUGCUGAAUUCAUUAUGUUUUAUGUAAUACAGCUGGAAGACAGAACUGCUUGUAGGCAUCUAGAGUGUCUAUUAUAAAUUGUGCUAUUAAUAAUUUCUUUUGAAAAGUGAAUUUAAAAAGCUCGUGAAUAUUUGACUUGUACCAGACUGCUCAACUUUAAAGUGUCAGCUUGCCUUGAUUCACUGAUUCA